Solanum verrucosum is the source of this 296-nucleotide messenger RNA. RefSeq lists its product as uncharacterized. Bases 37 to 288 code for a protein of 83 amino acids. The record is from RefSeq and is a predicted model, not a curated record. Lineage: Eukaryota; Viridiplantae; Streptophyta; Magnoliopsida; Solanales; Solanaceae. The transcript has a single exon.
AAAAAAGUGAUUAAUUUUGUAAGAAAUUUAAUCAAAAUGAGUUCAAGCAGGAGAGCGUGGAUUGCAGCAGCCAGUGUUGGAGCAGUGGAGGCUUUAAAAGAUCAAGUUGGAUUGUGUAGAUGGGAUUAUCCAUUGAAGUGUUUGGCACAACACACAAAGAAUAACAUGAGAUCUUACUCUCAAGCUAAGAAACUUUCUUCUUCUCUGAUUGCAAAGAGUGAAAAGACAGAGCAAUCUGAAGAAUCUCUGAGAAAAGUUAUGUAUUUGAGCUGUUGGGGUCCAAAUUGAAGAUUUUA